AUGUCUCCAAUAGGUAUUUUAAGUUUUCUAGCAUGUUUUCUGGUCCAUGCAUCCCAGGCUAAACGAAUCAGCAUAGCCAAUUAUGGUAGUGCUACAUGCAGAUCCCAGGGUGAGGUCCAUUAUUGGUCACUUGAUGGCCUGGGCUACCACCACCAAUGUGACUGCAAGUACUUACUACUGGGAUCUACUGUCAGAACUCGGACCCCAUUCAAGGUUUUGUCUAAAAAUUGGUACCUUCCUGGUGACCAAAUAAAAAGAGCUUCCUGGACCAAAUAUGUCGAAGUAGUAUUGAGAAAAUUAACGAUUCGUCUGGGGCAAGAUAAAAAAGUUACACUGAAAACAGGACUAUUUUCAGCAUCUGUAACUGGUGAUUUUGAAAUAAGGCUUCCACUAUAUGGACUUAUUAAAAUCAACUUUGGUGGGAAGGAAUGUGCAGACGUGAUGCCAAUCAUAAAACCUGUUCUGAGGGAGGAUGCAUUGAGAGUUGAUUUCAGGCCCCCACCCCUACCAAAAUGCUGGUCAUCACGAUUUGUCACAGUUGAAGUUCCAUCAAUUGGACUAAAAGUGGAGUUUGAUGGUUUUGCUGACGCAAGGGUCACAUUAAGCAAAUUCUGGAUGAGUAAGGUAAAUGGACUCUGUCAAAACUUUGAUGGUGAUGCCAAGAAUGACUGGAGAAUGAGAGAUGGUACUAAUGUUGCAGGAUUGGAGAACCCUGGGACGAUGAUAGGAAACAGCUACCAAGUGUUUGAUCCUGAGGACCCCAAAUGUCAGCCUUGCUCUCUUCCUGAUCUCCCAUGGAUGGUGUUUAAUGGUGGUUUAAGAAGAGAGCCAAUGUUUGCUGAAUUUGCAAAAGCAGCUGAAGAUGCAAAUACAGACUGUGACAUAACAAGGAUAUGUGGAGAAGAAUAUGUUAGAAAUACAGACGCUGGAACGAUUAAAUUUUUACGAGAGAGUUGUCAAAAUGAUCUCACCCUGGCCCCAUCUGAGAGGAAAUGCAAUAUCGAAAGGACCAUAGCGGAAACUUGUGGAAAUGACGAUUUCACAUGUGAAGAAUGAAGAAGAUUGAAAACACAGAGUGCCGAGUCAGCAUUACAUUAAGAAUAUGACAAUAUUUUGAUGUAAAAUAAUUCAAGAGAAUAAAAUAAAGAAUUUUACGCAUG
Molecule: messenger RNA, 1160 nt
Organism: Owenia fusiformis
Lineage: Eukaryota; Metazoa; Annelida; Polychaeta; Sabellida; Oweniidae
Source: the annotation of a GenBank genome assembly